AUGGAUCCCUUCGGAUGGGUCCAUUUUUUCCUGAUUUUUCUAAUAUGCCUGGCUUCCGAAGCAACUGAAUGCUAUGGGUGGGUUUGGAAAAGAUUUUGAUGUCGAAUAUGGCACCAAAAAAAUUUUUUUUGUGAUAAGUGUAAUAUAUGUAAUGUUUGGUCAAAUUAUAAGCCUAAUAUUCCGAUAUAACUUUUUCCAGCGUAAAGUGCUUAGCAAAGCGGUCUAACAAGCCGUCGGGGACGAGGUCUGUCGGAAAAUCGUGUACUUUCACAACGGAUUGCGUAACUGGAGCGUUUUGUGAUAAUCGAUAUUGUCGAUGCUGGUCGUCAUAUGUUCAUAUUGAAGAGUUCUGCUGGAAAAGUAAGACGAUGGCCUUUAAGCAGUCCAUGUAAUAAGCUUUCAUAUACGAAAACAUGAUUUUCGACAAAAUCUAAAAAAAAAUCGUCGAAUCUUGACGAUCUCUGUACCCCUGAUUUUUAAAGCGUGUCUUGCUUUCAAUGUCUCCAUCCUUUCUUUAGGGAUAAACCCGGAAGAAUCUGGCUGCACCUACGACGCUCAGUGCGAAGCGGUUUGGCCUGGCGCUAAGUGCGCUUCCAGUGGAGUUUGCAAAUGUGCGGAUGGAGAAGUUACAGUGCCCACAAGAGAAGGCCUGGCCUGUCAUGUCGCCGGCGAAUGCCCUACAAAUGGGGCGAAUGCCGUUCUGUUCAAUCGGAAUAGCAAUCGAAAAGCGGAGUGUUACUUUUUCGACCGGCAUGGCCAAGAAUUGCCGGGGCAUUUUAUGGGAUGUGAGGAUGCUCCGGAAAUGUAUGACUGCAUUGAUGGGGUGUGUUGUCCAAGCAGAGGCAAGUAGAAUACAGUUUGUUUUAAUAGGCUUCAAAUAGAUCCAGUAUUUUCUGAAAUUGGGAUUCUUUUUUUUUGAAUUUUAAAUUUUCCGCCAUCUUGGCAUUCCAAGAGCUGAACGAUGAAAAGUGUGAACUCUAUGAAACAUACAGUAUUAUAAUUUUCAGCUUAUACUUGCAUCCAACCACAAGACGGUGGCCAAUUGGCCAAUGGAACCAAGCCCACAAAACGAUGGUUUUACAAUUCAGCCACUUCAACUUGCCGCCAAUUCACUUAUGGCGGGCUAAACGGAAAUUCGAACAACUUUUUGACUAAACAGCAUUGUGAAAGUUACUGUUUGAGUCGUAAGUUUUAGUCAUCUGGUAUAAUAUAAAAAAUGUAAUUUAGGAUGCCCUCGAGGUCAACCGCUGUUGGAUGACAAUAAAACAGUGGAAAUAAAGACUAAAAAGGACCUGAUUGUGACUUGCCAAUCGAAUGAAGAUUGCAGAUCGGAUAAAUUUAAAUGCACCAAGGUCCAGUUGACACACUUGUGCUGCCCUGCGGCUGGUAAGGAGGAGUUGGAGAGUGGAAAAACUUUUUCAGCGUAAAUUUACCUGCCUUUUGUCGUUGUAAUCUUACGGAUUUUCUUUCCAAAAAUUUUGAAGUUCACAGAUAAAAAAAUAAAAUUUUCAUUAUUGGCUUCUUUUUCAUUUAUUUUAUAAUACUUACAGCCCUAACUCUUUUCAGAGUACAUCUGCAGUGAAUACGGUGGACUAGGCGGAGUUUUUGCCGAUCUUUCCCGGAAGCCCCUUCAAAUCCCCUAUAAUUCGGGAACCAAUCGUUUUGGCCAAGAUCCAGUCCCUCGAUGGCAUUGGGACCGACUUUCCCGGAAAUGCAGACCCUUUAGAUACCUGGGACAAGGAGGCAACUUCAACAACUUUAUAACCGAACAGGAUUGCCUCGAAUUUUGCUCGGCCUCUCUUUGUCCGGUCGGAAGUCCACUGAGAGUUGAAUCUGGAGGAAAUGUGGAAUGUCAAGGAGAUCAGCAAUGCCCACGGAGUCACUACUGUAUCAACACUGUUUGUUGUCCAACUUCAGGCAAGUUCAGGUAGUUUCAAGAAAAAAUUGAACAAAAAUUUUUUAUUAUCUUUCUCAAAAGCGGGUAUUUUCGAAUUUGAAACCUACAGUAACUUCAGACUAUAGCAAUCUGGCUAAAAUGGAGUGCUGAAUAAUUUCAACGAUUUUUUCAGUGACUGUCUGCAAUUUACCUCUUGUAAUCGGCUCUGCUUGCCACUCGGAGCCAGUAACUCGGUAUUGGUAUAGUCCGGCUCAGGGAACUUGCCAAGUUUUCCAAUAUAAUGGCUGUGGAGGGAAUGCAAACAACUUCUUGUCCAUCGCCGAUUGCCGGGAGACCUGUUCCUUCGAGGAGGAGGAGCCCAAAUGCCCGCAUGGCGAUCCAAUUCGACUGGAAAAUGGUCGUAUCUGGAAGUGCAACAAUACAGAAGAUACCAACGAAUGCCCGCUCAAUUAUGAAUGUAUUUUGGAGGAGAAGCAGAGUGUAUGCUGUCCAAAGAAGGAGUAUUCAUGCUCCAUUCCAAGAGAUUCGGGGAGAAGUUGCGCUCCUGGAAAUACGACCAAGUGGUAUUUUGAUGUGGGACUACAAUCGUGCCGACCAUUUGAUUACAGUGGAUGUGACGGAAAUUCGAAUAGAUUUAAUAGCAAGCGGGAAUGCGAAGUUUAUUGUGGAGUUGUGGGUAAGCAAAGAAAUGAAUUUCGUGAUAUUAGGUUAGAUGAAUAAGGUAAUAUUUACGGAGUUCAGAUGUUGUCAAACAUGAAUAAGAAUAGAGAACUCAUUUUCCAUCGUAUAAAAUGUCGCUAUCUUUCAGGAUGCCCUCAUGGAGGACAAGUCCUGCUUGAUCCGGACAAAAAGCCUUUAAUUUGUGGUCCGGAAUCUGCCAAUAAAUGCCCGCAGUCUCACACUUGUAUUCAAAUCGCCAACUCUACUUUGGACAGUCUCCAUUCCCACUUCUGUUGCCCUACUCGAUUUACGGUGUGUGCCAUGAAGAUUGAUGAGGGAAAUGUUUGUGGAGAUCCCUCAAUUCGAUUUGCAUUUGAUCCGGAACUACGACAAUGCAAACCAUUCAUGUUCAAGGGCUGCGGAGGGAAUGAGAAUAACUUCGAGGCAAUGCAAAGCUGCUUGAGCUUUUGUGCGGCGGCUGGUGGGUUUUUGAACUUACUUAGAUUUCAAGGAUUAUCAAAAAAAACUUUUGAAGGGUAUAUAAUUUUGUAUUAUAAGCAAUUAAAAAAAAUUUUACGUGCAACCGUCAAGUAAUGAAUGUUUUUUACAGCCUGCUCCGCCGGCGAAAUCAUCUACAAAGACAAGGCCGAGGAUCCGCCAUUGGACUGCAGCCGAGCUCCUUGCCCAUCCGGCUUUGUCUGUGUCGCCGAUCUGACAAAUCCGGAGAAAAGUGUUUGUUGUGGGACACUGAAUAUGGGUGGGUAAAAUGCUGAUUUUGAUGGUUAAAUAAAUUUUUUUGGCCACGAGGCUUAUAGCAAGUUUAAAUAAUUCAGACACAUUAUGUAAAAAGUAAUGGUAUUUGAUUAAUUUUUCAGGAGUGUGCCCUGAAGGCCAAGGAGUUUUCAUUGACGAAAGAAGCCAAACCCCGCAGACUUGUGCCAACGAUCGCUCUGAUUGUCCAUUCGGAUAUUUAUGUGUUUUCAACGAGCGGCGCAACAAGUUUUAUUGUUGCGCCCCUAAUAUCUACGACCAGCGUGAGUCAAUAAAUUUGUGCUAACUUUCAUACACUUUUCAGUAAAGUGCCCGCCCGGCCUGGACCCGGCCAAGUCCCCCACCACGGAUCAGAUCAUUGGCUGCUCAGUCGACGCACAGUGCAUUCCCGGUUCCAAAUGUCAUAAAUCGAACGGAGAACAUCAGAGUGGGCUCUGUUGCUUGACCGGUCCCCCUUGUCCGCCAACUUUUUUACUGGAUGUGGAGCAAAGUCGGAAGCUCUGUAAUCCCCUGAAAUCAGCGACUUGUCCGGACGGAAUCUCUGUCUGCCUUUACAGCGAUAUCCUCGAGAGAUUCGUUUGUUGUAAGCGAACACACAGGCCUUUUAAGGAGCUGGGAAAAUGUCCGGGAGAGAUGAUGAGGGAUUCGGAGAAUCGCCAGUGCAGUCAGAGCGAGCUUUGCCCACCAAGUUUUAAUUGUAUUCGACGGAAUUUUGAUCGUGUUGGGAUUUGUUGCCGACACAAAAAUUCAAUCAAUGUGGUGAGCUAUCCAAGUGAGUUCCUGAAAUUACUUUUACCGAGGAAGAGAGAAAAUGUUAAAAAAUUGAAUGAGAAUAACGUAUUUCACCGAAAACGACUGCUCAUUGCACUGAAAGGAUAUGUUUUCAGUGAAAUGUUCGAAUGGGGGAAAGCCUUAUCGAGAUGCUGCAGGGUUGAAUCAAAUCUGCAACGAUCAAAUUAAAUGCCCUGAGGGCUAUAAGGUAAGAUCGUUUUAUCAGACUUUCCUUUUUCAUCCCUCGGCCCAAUACCGUAUUAUUUUUCAGUGUCAACUCUCUGAGUCUCCGGGAAGCAAGACUAGAUUAUGUUGUUUGGAGCCUAAAAAGAUUAUCAGUUGCCCGAGUAAUCUGUUGCCGUUAUCGGCAGACGGAGUAGAACAGAAUUGCAAUCAAUCUCAAUGCCCAGCCGGUUACAAGUGUAACGAGGGGAUCUGUUGUCCCACGGAAGGUAAGCGAACGCGAUCACAGAUGCUUGUAGUGAUCCGGAAAGGGUGAACUUUACUUAUGAAAAUUUAAUUUUUUUCGUAGCGAAAAAUCCCCUGCCGUAUUUUAUAGCAGCAAAAAUGAAAUUGCAACCUUUGACUGUCCGUUACAUGUUUUUUGCUCACCCUAUUUAAUUCAGAGUUCGCCUGUUCCGUUCAAUUUUACGCGGGAGUUCAUUGUGGGAAUGCUAAGCCUCAACAACGAUGGUAUUUUCACUCAGCGACUGGUAAGUCAUAUACCCUAAACGCUGUUAUCGUAAAUUUUUUCAGGGCGUUGCCAACCUUUUGUCUACAAUGGAUGUACCCCUAGUGCCAACAAUUUUGCUGAUGAGAAGACUUGUUCAAGGUUGUGUGUGGAGAGCGAGGCUUCUGAAGUUAAACGUAAGUUGUUCACAAGGAAAUUUUACAAUGCCUCUAGAGUAUAAGAUACUCACGACCUUCCCUAUAUCGAUCUUAUUGUACUAUCUGGUUUUCACAGUUUCCCUUUUAGGUCACUGCUCCUACCCCCUUAAGGAUCCCAAGAGUGGUCUGAUCAAGGAAUGUAGCGAUGAUAAUCCAGAAUGCGAAGGUAAGUCUUAAUUGCUUUUACCCAUGGCGACCGGUCUAGGGUCUAGAUUCUUCGGAACGGACCCUAGCCCAUAAAAUGUAGGCUUGGCAGGGUCAUAUAUACAAUUUUAGAAGGUCAAGUCUGCUCGCACAACGCCUUCAGUCUAAUGUUAUGUUGCGAGCCUCCGGAUCAACCGGAAGAUCCAAAUAAUAAAACGAUCAAAGGAAAUCAGCCCUUAUGUGGACCUGGUUACAUUCCGUAAGUCAAUGAUCUACCAUGAUGUCAUGGAAACAACCUUUCACACCUUCCCACAUCUCUUUUCUCUCCACUGACCCUUCAUCUUCUCGUUUUUCAGAUUGAUCGAUGCCAUUUCCGAGGAGCCAGUCCAUUGUCAUCCCUUUUCACGGCCCUGCGAUAAAGGCCAAACUUGUCAAUACAGCGCCGCUUUUUCGGGCUACCUCUGUUGUUUGUUGCCGGACAGAAAAGCAGUGACAAAAUUGAGCAGCAGAGCGAAUAAGACCAGUAAUAGGAAAGCUGUCAAGCCAAUGAGUCGAAUUUUGCCUCCGAAAACUUUUCCGCUAAAAUUUAAACCGACUAGACGGGUGAAAAGUAGUACUGUAAUGAGUAUUAUUACGAGUUCAAGAAGCAGUGGUAGCACUGUACUGAGUGUGCACGGGAAUUUUGUUGAGCCAGAGGAAGAGGAAGGGAUCUCCGCGAUGAUUAUCGAAGAAUAUUUGGGGGAUGAUGAGCAAGAAUGA
This is a messenger RNA of Bursaphelenchus xylophilus (pine wood nematode), 5890 nucleotides long. The record is from the annotation of a GenBank genome assembly. Lineage: Eukaryota; Metazoa; Nematoda; Chromadorea; Rhabditida; Aphelenchoididae.